Messenger RNA from Umbelopsis ramanniana AG, 2143 nucleotides. RefSeq lists its product as uncharacterized. The transcript has 2 exons. Gene Ontology annotation, molecular function: protein binding. The record is from RefSeq and is a predicted model, not a curated record. Bases 113 to 1903 code for a protein of 596 amino acids. Lineage: Eukaryota; Fungi; Mucoromycota; Umbelopsidomycetes; Umbelopsidales; Umbelopsidaceae.
CGCUUCUACAGAUGUUUUCAAACGUUACACAUAGUACUUCAUAUCUCAAUAGACGUUGGGUCCCACCAUAAAAUAUCCACAGACCCUAACUGUACUCAUAGCCACUCUAUUCAUGCCUCACAGUAGCAAGCGAAAUAGGAACCUUCCGCUUGAAAUUGCACAGCAGAUAGCGGAAUUAUUGACAGCUCGAGACUUAAUAAAUGCUGGUUCUUCCUGGAGCUUCUUUUACGCUUCAUUCUCCAGCGAAAAAAUAUGGCAAACUGCUUAUACCAAAUUGUUGGACGGUUACCCUAUUGAUCAGUUCGUCAUCACUGAUGCUGUUCGAAAUGUGAAAAGACUUAAGUUCAUACAGUUCGAUGCACUGGAGGAUUCAAAGUUCUGCCAUUUAGAGGAUUGGGUGCAAUCGUGGAAACAGCGCUGUGUGUUUGCGGUACACAUUCUACAUGUUCAAGGUCAAAUGGUGUCAGUGGCCCGGCAAAAAUCCGAAGAGUUCAAGCCUCCACGGUCAACACCACUAUACGACAGCGCCUUCAUCCAAAGCAUAGAAGCAGAGGCUGGAGCUCCACUUCCUAUCGACUUUGUUUUAUACUUACUGAACUUUGCUCACCAUUUGACGUGCGGCGUGGACAAAAAUGUACCCAAAAUGGGUCUUGCGUCUGGUUCCACGUUUACAGACGAGAGUAAUUGGCGACGUGUUAUUAAAUUAACUCAAUUCCGCAAUAAACACGAAGCAGACCAUGACUUCAUUCAAGAGGAAAGACUAGAAGGUCUAAGCGAGGCCACCAUUGACUUUCUAAAUCACACAAAGAUAGUGUGCUUUUCAUUAACGGAACAUCGGUAUAAUAAUGGUCUAGAAUACUUGAGCCUGCUGGUCAGCACCAAAUCGGAUCUGCAAGACCAACUACCUCCAUUUGUAGAUAAAGACACGCUACAUGUCGACUUGCAAGCAAUGGAUAAGGGCAUUGGUAAAGUGUUCACAGGUGGAAUGUGGGCGACAGAUACAUUUCACUUUCGACCUCCUGAUGAUAUGGAUGAUAGAUAUCAACUGUUUCCUACUGCUGAAAGCUUCACAGACUAUUGGAUCCAGUAUAUUGCAACAAUAAUAACCAUCGGUAAAUUGCCUUCAUUGGAUAUGCCAGGCUACAAUGACUUGAUGACGGGUUUGCCAAGGUCGCCAGGGAUACCGAUGUCGGUCCUACUACCUCAAGGAAAAGGAUGGAGCGUUGCGAACUAUUUGCCAAUAUAUUACAGUUGGGAAAGCCAAUAUCACUUUCCUUCCUUCAACGCGUACCUCGAAGAUCAGUAUUCGCGUCCAAGUGUGGGAGUUACUAAAGCAUUUGACAACCCCGAAAACGUUCAAUUCCCGCAUAUACCAAUUGAUAUCACGAGUGGGUUUAAUAAGAGGCACUGGAAGCCAUAUUGGCAGCACUUGAUGUCACUGAUCCGAAUGGACUUGCCAGCUAGUUUUGUUCAUCUUCAGAAUGGAGAAAUGCCAGAAGCGCUCGACAUCAAUUCUGCUAUCUACCAAGUUCAACAACGCAUGAUAGAUGAUUGGAUUAAAUCAACUCCUUCGUCUGUAAAGGAGCAUAGGCAGCCGAGCGACUUUGAGAUGGAGCGUACUCGAAAGGCAACAAAUGAUUUGAUGCCAUUGAUCAAAUUAGUUCGUGAACGCCUUCCAAUUGUACUUUACUAUGAACCAGCUGAAUAUGGCAUUUCUCAACUGCUCAUGUAUAAGUAUCUUGUGGACCAUUUGAGUAGCCUAGAACAGAAGAUUUACAAGUACUCUGCUGAAGAUCUUGUAAUUGUUGAACACCGAUUACGGCACCAUCUAUAUUAUUGGCGCCGAGAUUGCAAAGGUCACAGUGACGCUGCAGGCCUGGAGAUUGACUGGACUGAGGUAUAGAUGGAGAAAGAUACUUGCAGGAAAGUCUUGCCUAAACAUAACCACAUCUGGUCCUUUUUUUUUUUAUAAUUGAUCGCCCAAAAACAGGACAAUAAAAAGAGAGUUGAACUCAAACAUGUAUUCAUAAACUAGCGAGGUACUAAUUGUCACCAGGUGAAACCCCUAUGGCUUCUAUAGUACCUGAUGUUUGAUGGCUGCCCUCUCUCUGACCCAGAAUUACUGAGUCGAUCACAUGACGCG